Messenger RNA from Parathielavia appendiculata, 669 nucleotides. Its product is annotated as ESCRT-II complex, vps25 subunit. The coding region runs from base 1 to 669 and encodes 222 amino acids. Gene Ontology annotation, cellular component: ESCRT II complex. The transcript is spliced from 2 exons. Lineage: Eukaryota; Fungi; Ascomycota; Sordariomycetes; Sordariales; Chaetomiaceae. Gene Ontology annotation, molecular function: structural molecule activity; protein homodimerization activity. The record is from RefSeq and is a predicted model, not a curated record. Gene Ontology annotation, biological process: protein transport to vacuole involved in ubiquitin-dependent protein catabolic process via the multivesicular body sorting pathway.
AUGUCCACCCCACCUCCACCAAUCAACCAACCCUCCUCCUCCCCCACCCCCUUCUCCUUCCCGCCAGAAUACUCCUUCCCCCCCUUCUUCACCCGCCAAACCAACCUCACGACACACCACGCCCAACUAAUAAAAUGGGCCUCCCUGGUUCUGUCCUACUGCCGCUACCACCGCAUCUUCAAGCUCUCCCUCUCGGGCAACGGCACCACCACCACCAGCGAACGCGACACCACCGAACUCUUCUUCAACCGUAAGAUCAACCGCCGCCUCUCCCUCCCCGACAUCCGGGAAGUCAUCGACUUUCUCCGCAAAGACAAUCGCGCAGAGUACGUCACCUCUUCUUCCUCCUUCUCCUCCACCAACACCUCCGCCACAGGGAUGGAUGGCACGCCAGCAGCAGCAGGAGGAGGAGGAGGGGGCGACAUCGUCUGGAUCUACUGGCGCACGCCCGAGGAGUGGGCGGCGCUGGUGGAGAGCUGGGUGGAUGCCACGGGCCAGAGGGGCAGCGUGUUAACCGUGUACGAGUUGGUUGAGGGGGAUGGGACAAGGGGGACUGAGUUUCACGGUCUGGACCAGGAAUUGUUACUCAAAGCGCUGAACGUGCUGGUCAAGCGGGGCAAGGCCCAGGUGUUUGGACAGGAGGAUUCGUUAGGUGUCAAGUUCUUUUGA